AUGUAUACUUCUUGCUCCUUGAUACACCAGUAUCAUUAUUGGUUCUAUACUCUGUGGUUGUCAGGUUCGAACUUCCCUUACACUCAGAUUCUGUUUACAAUCGCAACGCGCGGACGUCUUGAAAGAAUGUCGUUCAGCUAUUACCCGAAGAAUUUUCACGCCAACGGUUGGGGCUGGCAUCGUACAACGAAUACUGCAAAGGCGGUUCGCGGAUUUUUGAAUAGAGAACGCGAUGGAGAGCAUAGUAGUGAUUUGGUUGGUAACGGGAGCCUAUACCCCACUUUGCCAUCAGAAGACGAUAGUUCCUUCAGUGGUGUGAAACUGUACCCGGCCUUACCGGUCGAGGAGUACGAGGGAGGAGCGGUCGAGGAAGUCGUUGAAGAGGACUUUGCAGCGGUCAAGGUUAAUUUGGACUUAACCAUCUGGUGUAGAGUACGAGUGGAAUCUAUUUGUGACUCGAUGACGUGGAUUCUUGUGUAUUUUGGAGAGUAG
Molecule: messenger RNA, 492 nt
Organism: Leptosia nina
Lineage: Eukaryota; Metazoa; Arthropoda; Insecta; Lepidoptera; Pieridae
Source: the annotation of a GenBank genome assembly